AUGCUGGACGACCUGCAUAUUUCGCGUCUUCUUGCUAAAGCCACAGAGUACAUCAUUAACAACGCACAUGGGGUGUUUCUCUGGGUGAAACUUGUUGGAGAUCGACUAAAGUCUUCUAUAGAAGUCGGCGACUCGGAGGACACCAUUUUUCAAUGUCUCCAACAGCUUCCAACCGAAUUGGACGAUUUCUACAAGCUGAUGUUUGAGAGCUUGAGUGAGAAUAAGCCAUUCAUCUCAGAGUCAAGAUCAAUGUUCCAAAUCGUUCUCUGGGCGGUAAGGCCACUUACGGUGAACGAGCUACUGCACGCUUUGGGGAUCUUGCGUACU
Molecule: messenger RNA, 327 nt
Organism: Trichoderma virens Gv29-8
Lineage: Eukaryota; Fungi; Ascomycota; Sordariomycetes; Hypocreales; Hypocreaceae
Exons: 1
Source: RefSeq, a predicted model, not a curated record